AUGGGGAAGUCGCAGUCGAAGCUUUCUCCGGCCCAGCUCGAUGAGCUGCAGAAGGCCACCCACUUCGACAAGAAGGAACUACAGCAGUGGUACAAAGGUUUCCUCAAAGACUGCCCCUCCGGAACGCUUACGAAAGAGGAGUUCCAGAAGAUCUACCGCCAAUUCUUUCCCUUUGGGGACCCAACCUCCUUUGCGAGCUAUGUCUUCCGCGUCUUCGACAAGGAUAAUAGCGGCAUGAUCGACUUCAAGGAGUUUAUCUGCGCGCUGUCAGUGACGUCGCGCGGCAAAAUGGAGGACAAGCUGGACUGGGCCUUCCAGCUAUACGAUAUUGACGGGGAUGGCAAGAUCAGCUACGAUGAGAUGCUGGCCAUAGUGGAGGCCAUCUACAAGAUGGUCGGAUCGAUGGUGAAGCUGCCCGAGGACGAGGACACACCAGAGAAGCGGGUGAGGAAGAUCUUCCGCAUGAUGGACAAAGACGAGAAUGGCAGUCUCGACCUUGAGGAGUUUAAGGAGGGCAGCAAACGCGAUGAGACUAUUGUCAGCGCCCUGUCUCUGUACGAUGGAUUGGUAUAG
Messenger RNA from Rasamsonia emersonii CBS 393.64, 573 nucleotides. RefSeq lists its product as uncharacterized. Gene Ontology annotation, cellular component: intracellular membrane-bounded organelle; cytosol; membrane. The transcript is spliced from 4 exons. Lineage: Eukaryota; Fungi; Ascomycota; Eurotiomycetes; Eurotiales; Trichocomaceae. The coding region runs from base 1 to 573 and encodes 190 amino acids. Gene Ontology annotation, molecular function: calcium ion binding. The record is from RefSeq and is a predicted model, not a curated record.